CUAGGCGAGGAAAGCCCUGCGUGCAUCUGACGAAUCACUCGAGUCCAGACACCGGAGAGCUCGCGUGUCCCGAAUGGCAGCGGCGGUAGAGAGAGGGAGAUAGGGAAUCCCCGAGUGUCGCCGAAACGAAACCGACCCGGUUCACGAACGAUCCCAUCAGCAUGGCACCGAGACGCGUUUGAUGCGCUCUUUGGACUGGACUGUCAGUGCUGCGAAGCGCUCGCAGUAUUAAACUCUACUUUCAACUAGGAUUUCAUUUUUGACUGGACGCGACUGGAAGUGUUUUCCACUCAUGAGGCAGCCACCAAGUGAGUUUGACAGUAUGGCACUGAGCGGCACGCUUUUGCCCUCUAUUUCCACCUUUGCGAGCGGCGCUGAUGUGAAGCACAAGGCCAUUAUGGGACACGGAACUGCCAAUUUGAGAUGGAAGGAGGACUUGUCUCAACUGAAACGCCCCUGCAUGUCUACAGGUGGGACUUGCACUGACCUGGACGUCCCCUCCGCAAUGACCAAGAAGGAGCCAGAAGAGCUGGACCUGUUGGACUAUGAUUUUAUUCUAUCGAACAGCAUGCUGCAACAGCAGCAGCAACAGCAGCAACAGCAGGAGGCCUCCAUGGCCAGCACCUCCAGAACUCUUCCACCAUCCCCUACGUCCUACACCUAUCAGAUGCCCUCUCCUCAGGGCCAGGAGGCCAGCAUGAUGUACAACAUCCCGGACAUCAGCGACGUAUCUCCCUCUGGAGGUUUUGUCGCUGAAUUAAUGAGGCCAGAGCUGGAUCCUGCGUAUCUUCAGUCCACAAGCCUCCACGGAAAAUUUGUGGUGAAGACUACCAGGGACAUGACUGAUUACAGCCAAGGGCUUAGCAUUAGUAAGGGAGGCUCAAUGUCGGACACGUCCUCCCUGCAGUUUGUAUGUCCUAGGACGAUAAAGCAGGAACGUCCUAGCACCUGCACCAUGACCGGGCCAAUGGAUAUUCACUCGCGGCCCGGAGUCAGUCAGAGACCGCUGCUGGACCCUCACGGUUUCAGUGCAAGCCGUUUGGGGCUCAGCCGCUCUUCCUCUCACUCUCCGGACGAGCAUCCUCAAGGUCAGGUGCUGGGGGCCCCUUCAUUGUCUCUGGCCCAGGGAUAUCACCCCUCGCCGGGUUACUCUGGCUUUCCGCAGCCUCCCGCCCAGUCGCUGCAGUACCAAGAGCUGAUUUCUCCAGCUGAGUGUUUGCCUGAAGAGUCCAAGCCCAAGCGGGGUCGACGCUCUUGGCCGAGGAAGCGAAUCGCGACACACACGUGCGACUACGCAGGCUGUGGCAAAACGUACACCAAGAGCUCCCAUCUCAAAGCCCACCACAGGACUCACACAGGAGAAAAGCCGUACCACUGUGACUGGGAGGGAUGUGGCUGGAAGUUCGCCCGUUCGGACGAGCUCACGAGGCAUUACAGGAAGCACACGGGACAUCGGCCAUUUCAGUGCCAAAAAUGCGACAGAGCCUUCUCUCGGUCCGACCACCUUGCACUGCACAUGAAACGGCACCUAUAACCAAAACUGGAAGACCCCCGAUAAAGUGACUAGUGAACCACGUGUUGCCUUUGAACAAGAGUCAACGAAACUCCAUGACAAGCUGUGUUGUCCACAGCAUCAGGGUUGGGACUUGUCUUUUUUUUGUUUUGUUUGUUUUUCCCUUUUUGUCGUUGUCUUCCAACAUGCUGGUGGCCCUGUCCGUUUCCUGCACACUGGGACAAUACUGGAAUGUGCAUCUACUUACCGACAAAACUUGGAGAUGCCAAGUGCCAAACUAAAGACUGGAAAUAUAUGAAUAUCAGGGAUACAUGGAAACAUUAGAUUAUAUGUAUUAAAGAGGCCUUUAAUUGACCUACAUUCCAUCACUCAAUCCUCAAACACUGAUCUGUCUUCUGGAUUGUUUUGUUGCUCUCUCUAAAGCCAUUAAUUUCAGGUACAGAAUAAUUUAUAAGUGUGUUACAAGAUGGUGCUGAGUAUAGCCAGGUGUAUUCAGUAAGGUACCAAAGAUAAAAGUGGAAUUUAAUUGAAGUCUGUGAGUUUUAGGGGCGAAUGCAUGACCUCUCCUUGGUGAUGGCAAUCUAAACUGCACUGUGGUUGCGAGGUGCAAUAAUUUUGAUAUGUAAGACAUUCAUAUUUUUAUAUAAGAAACAAACAAACAAAAAAAUAACUCUGAACAAAGUUGUUUUUGUUUAUAGUCAGAUUCAUGUAAUAUAAUCUUAAGUUUUGUACAUUUGUAAAUACUUUUUCAUUUUGUAUUUUAUGUAUGAAUGCAAUCCAAUAAUAAACAAAACAUAAAAGGUA
This is a messenger RNA of Megalobrama amblycephala (Wuchang bream), 2317 nucleotides long. It is a transcript of the gene klf4, whose product is annotated as Kruppel-like factor 4. The transcript is spliced from 5 exons. Gene Ontology annotation, biological process: regulation of transcription by RNA polymerase II. Bases 293 to 1534 code for a protein of 413 amino acids. The record is from RefSeq and is a predicted model, not a curated record. Gene Ontology annotation, molecular function: RNA polymerase II cis-regulatory region sequence-specific DNA binding; DNA-binding transcription factor activity, RNA polymerase II-specific. NCBI's taxonomy places the organism in Eukaryota, Metazoa, Chordata, Actinopteri, Cypriniformes, Xenocyprididae.